Episyrphus balteatus (marmalade hoverfly) is the source of this 1170-nucleotide messenger RNA. RefSeq lists its product as uncharacterized. The coding region runs from base 247 to 852 and encodes 201 amino acids. Lineage: Eukaryota; Metazoa; Arthropoda; Insecta; Diptera; Syrphidae. The record is from RefSeq and is a predicted model, not a curated record. The transcript is spliced from 2 exons.
AACGAAUGGAAGCAGCAGCAGAGAAGCUCUAUAAUAGUAAGGUGGUUAAUUUUUUGGGGCCAAUGGUUAAUGCCGGUCGAGAUUAGUGAUCAGUUGUUAGCGCGAAUUUUUCACGGGUGGAAGUAACUUGUUACAUACGGUCUUUUUUUUAAAUUAUUGUUUCGUAAACUUUGUUUUUUGAUUUUCUUGAUAAAUAAUAACCCCAUCGAACAUUUAUCAUCGUCUAAUUUUUCGAAUCCUGUCAAAAUGUCCGCUGCAAGGAGUAAUAAAUACGCUUGGAUAGUCAUUUGUCUGGCUUCGAUUUUUAUCUGUUCAAAUAUCGAAGCUUCAACUCUUUCAAAAUCACCACUUCAUAGCUCACAACCUGCAGAAAUACUCCCCGACAUCGCUAACGAUGACGUUAAAGAAAUGAUCGAUUUAAAUCAAAAGAAAAUUCUAGUCCGUUCAGCUGAUGCCGAUGAUAAUUAUGUUGAUGAUGAUGAUGAAAAUGAAAACAAGGACAAAGAAGACAAAGAAAAAACCGAUUCGGAAGAUGAAAACUCUCAAUCGCCUCACCCUCAUGGUUCACAUGGUCCAUUAGGUCAUGUUAAGAUUCUUUUGAAUCAUGUCCAACAAGGUGGUGGUAUUCAUGCUUUGGGAAAUACUAUCGGAACUCAUCAUCAACUCAUGCCAAAUACACAUCAUGAAUCUGCAAUCGAAACAGAAAAAGAUCGAACAAUGACCAAUGCUGGGACAGGCUUGCAAGUUCUUGAGUUUCUUGGAACAAUAUUUGGUUUAGUUUGGGGAUUUUUAUCAAAUAUACCAGCUUUAUUUGGAAGUAGUAGUGCAAGUGCUAGUGGAGGAAGGCAAUAGGUGUUUAAGAUGAUCCCAAAAAUGAAAAUAAAACGGAAUAACGACUAAAACAGAAUGGAAUGGAAUCCAUAUUUGCAGUGGAUUUUAAUUCAAAUUCGAGGCUUGUUGUGAUGGGAGUGACUUGAUUUUUUUUUUAGUUUUACAAUCCACAAUGUGGAUCGUAAAAUAUAUUCAAAAUUUUGUUUUGAUUUCAUUUAUUUUUUAAUUUGAAGCUGGAACUUCAACUAACAAUAUAAAUUUUUUUGAACAAAAUUUUUAUUUUUAUGCACAUUUUUUAUAAUUUUAAAUAAAUAAAUAAAAGUAUGAAAGAAAAUUUAA